Molecule: messenger RNA, 3658 nt
Organism: Gaeumannomyces tritici R3-111a-1
Lineage: Eukaryota; Fungi; Ascomycota; Sordariomycetes; Magnaporthales; Magnaporthaceae
Exons: 2
Coding region: 747-2453 (568 amino acids)
Source: RefSeq, a predicted model, not a curated record
CCAUAACUGUUGGCUCGCUGGAGCGCUGGAGAAAGAAGGCGAGGAAGUCCUGACAACAAACGGCCCAGCCACACCAACCUUCUCCCUGAUCGGACGGGCCCUGGAUCGCGACAGCUCACAGCGCGACACGAACCAGACGACGACAGCAGCCGGAACCGUCGCCCCAGCCCAUCGUGCCAGCCCGUCUAAGAGACGGCCACCGAGCGAGCUGAUGACGGUCGGUCCCUGACGACUGCCUCCUGUUGACUUGUCGCUCGUCGAAGCUUUCCCUUGUUCCGCUAGAUCCUCAGCCCAGGCACUACCACCAACCAGACCACGCACGCACGCAGCAGCAGCUCGGGAAAGUCAGCGACGCCAGUUUGCUUGGAGUCGCGCCUCCUAGAAAUUCCCGCCACCGGCAUCUGGAAACCGCAGCCUGCGUGCGGGUUAUACUUUGCGUGGCAGCCAGAACCAGCUAAUCUUGGCCGCCUGGUGCGAUAUCCACCCAAGUUUAAUUUCUCAUCCUCAGCCAUCACACGCCAACCACACCAAAAACCGUCAACGUGCGAGAGCCACCGCCAUUGGGGGCAGAGAGCCUACGGCACCUCGGCAAACAAACAACAGGCAAGACCAAAGCAACAGAAGGUAGAGACAGAGAAGUCGCGACUUGGCCUCACUGCCUUCAGACCCGUGCGUACGAGCCGGCUAGGCCCCAACACCAUCGACGUGUCGUCGUCGCACCUACGACGCCUCUUCACGAGGGCACCAUGACGGCCAUGUCGGCCGUCCCGACCGCGGCUUCCGGCCUCACUCCACCGAGCAGCUCCCAUGGCAGCGGCAGCAGCAACCUGAACGGCAGCGGCUACGCGUGGAACGGCAACUACUCCACGGCCGAAAAUGACGAGGACCCAAUGCAUUACAAAAAGACAGCCCACAGCUAUGACGCGACAAACGGCCACCAGAGGUCACCGCUGAUUUCCCAGAACGGAUAUUCGCCUUCAGAUUCGCCCGUCGCCCCGACGCCGAAAGAUAGCGAAUCUAACCUUACGGGCAUGGCCGCAGCUGCCAACAUUUCACCCACACUCGGCUCCGGCAACGCCAAGCCCUCUUCGACGAGGGACAGCGCCACUGGCUCCUCGGACAGCCUGCCAGAAGCACACGGGGGCAGCAGAGGGACUAAGCGUGUGAUGAGAGACGGUAGUCCCGCUGGGAGCGCGGGAAUCUUGCCAGACGACUCCAAAUGGAUCCAUCGGGACAAGCUGGCUCGAAUAGAAAACGAGGAGCUGCAGGCCGCCGGCAUCUUUCUCCCCGCACCACGCUCGCACAGCCGGCCACGACACGCCACACAAGAACGACCGAGCGACUCUAGGAAGACGUCAGACGCCGACCUUCACACCAGGUCGCGCAAGAACUCGUCGGCUGUCACUGGCUCGACGUUGGCGGCGAGCUCCGGAGAUCCCAGGCUUCAGACAGGCACAGGCAACUGGGACUUCAGGUUACCCGAAGAGAUUGCCGAGGCCGAGGAGGCGAAUUAUUGGACGUCCGUGAACGGCAUGAAGGGCUCGUCGCGAAUCCCAGUGGCCAAAGUGAGCCCCGCGCCCAUACCAUCCGAUGUCCUGGAACGCGAUACCCCCGCGAGACGAAGGCGGGAUAGCAGCCCUAACGACGAAGCCGUGGAUAUCAAGAUGCCUAGGACGCGAGCGAGGAGCAGUAGUGCCAGUACCAAGCUCGAGGUUGCAGCCAACGCCGCCGCCGCCAGCACUCCCCAACCGAAGCGCGCCGUCACCGACUCCUCACCGAAGAAGGCAGCAACCGAUUCGUCGCCGAAGAAGACCGUCAGCGUCAGGAAAGGGUCUGGGAAAUCCGGGGGCACCGGGCGACAAAAGACGCGCGGCGCACCGAGCAAGGAUUCUACCAGCAGCGCGUCUGGCACCACGCGGCCGUCUACUAGAUCGGGCGAGCGUGAGCUCGGGGCGACUUCUCCCAACGCCCGCGCCCCCGAGGGCGACCCGCCAUGGAUGGUCUCGGCCUACAAGCCGGACCCGAGGCUGCCUCCGGAUCAACAGCUUCUCCCCACCGUCGCCAAGAGACUGCAGCAAGAAAAGUGGGAGCGCGAGGGCAAGUUUGGAAGCAUUUACGACAGGGAGUUUAGGCCGCUCACAGAUGACGGAUUCCUCUCGCCGCCCGAGCCUAAGGACAAGCUCAGCCCCCAGCCAAACGAGAAGCAGGAGAAGAUGGAGGACUGGCCCCUGAAGGCCGAGCCCAAGAGCCCUACGGCGCCCUCUCUUCGCCAGCAGCGCACGGGAUCCUAUUCCACCAUACCCAAGGUCCAGGACCCUCCCCAAAGCCCGCUCCCGCCAUCGAGGGGCAACGGGGCGCCCGGGCAGCCGUCUCCUUUGAUACGCCUUCCGGACAUGCCAGACAACGAUGCGAGCCAGGAAAAGAAGGGUUGCAUGUGCUGCAUCGUCAUGUGAUGGUCUUACGCUGCCUCUGUUUGCCAAGGCGUCGCCAUCCUCGAAAUUCCCCACCGCGUCGCCAACCCGAUUUGACGGCAGCUCUGUUUGCCGCCAAUAUGCUGGAUUUCAGUACAUAGAUUGUCCCUACACUUCUCUCGACGACCUUCACGGGCGAGAAGGGCCUCGAAGCCCCUGGCACGAUACCCAUCCCCGUCUCAAACGAACACCUCAAAAUAUUCGGAAUGGUCUUCUGCCCGUCACCCAUCUGUCCGUUUGACCACUAGUUGCCCAUCCAUGCCCUUCCUCCCCACAGGCAAACUCACAUCCCUAUACUACCGCCCACCCCGCAAAGGUUCUUCUCGGCCCAUACGACUUUACGAUUCUCCUCUUCUUUACUUACACCUGUUCGCCCGAAGCUCGUAUCGCAGACCUCAACGCUGGUGUAAUUAUUAACUGCCACAUACAUUCCACAAACUCCUCCCACAAAGCCAUGGACGGCACUCUAUUUCUUUGAUUCUUGCUUUUUUCUGUCUUUCCGCCUCACCCACUAGUUGGUCUUUGGCACCUUGCACCCAUCUUAGCGUGCUUUCCCCCGAUCCCAUUCCUGGAGUUGUUUCUCUUCGCUUGCAGCCCCCUGCGGGAUGACGCGUCUCUUCUGGAGUUCAAAAGGAGUUUAGUCGGUCGUAAAGUGGGGGGCCUGCGAAGCUCUGCCCGUGUUCCCACUCGAGCCUCACUGGCACCCCCAAUAUCCUUCGGGCUCUCACAAAAGCCCGUUCUGUUCAUGUUUUCUUUGUCCAGUUACAUACCGCUAUUAUACUACCUAUCUAUCUUGGACCCCGUGCAUACUUUUUUUCUGGCCCUCUUUUCCCCCUCUUUUGCAUGGCCAGGUUUGAUUGCAACGGGUUCUUUUCCCGCCCUCGGCAAGCAGCUACCCGCCCAAUUUCCGAUCCAGCCAGCUCUGUCCAUGACGUUGGCACCCCCUUGUCUUGCUUGUUGUUUUGCUUGGCUUCGACGUGGCCAGCCGGGCCGUCUGCACAGUAUUAACUAUUUUUGGCUGGGAUCCUCAGCUAUAUCUCGCGACGGAUAAUCUCUCGAGACAAUACAUUCUUGGCUGUCUUGAUUCACGGGAAGGAGCAAGACCGACAUACAGAAACCGCUUUAUCUUUUCUCACAUUCCAUUCUUGCUUUUCUGUCCUUUUCCUCCUCGCUCGUGACAUGCAUGG